Messenger RNA from Fusarium verticillioides 7600, 318 nucleotides. RefSeq lists its product as hypothetical. The annotation marks the transcript as partial. NCBI's taxonomy places the organism in Eukaryota, Fungi, Ascomycota, Sordariomycetes, Hypocreales, Nectriaceae. The record is from RefSeq and is a predicted model, not a curated record. The transcript has 2 exons.
AUGGCGACCCUUCUUCACCCGUUUAUCCAAUACUCUUCCUCCCUCUGGACUUGGCCACCGCUGUCAGUGAUCACGAAGAACUCUUGUCGCCUCUCGCCAAGCAGCCAAGUCGAUUCCAGGCCCGUGUUCUCCUUGUCACUAUUGAGCUUGCACAAACGAACCCCGUCAGCUCCAGGGCACCCCAUGCCCUUGCUCAUGGCUCAAGCCUGUAAAGUUCCGGUCCAGUCGGCCUCGCCCUUUCGCGGUUUUUGUUUUUCUUACCUUGUCAUAUCCACAUCCACUUCGCAUCGGAUUUCAUGUGGAGGUACCCCCAUGCUU